GAAGAGAGGGACUAAUUUUGACCAAGACUGCUUCGAAGACGACCAGAUCGAGCCGGGGACGAGAAACUUAUAACGAAACUAUAGUACUCCAUGGGAACUGAACGUAAAACCCUUUCAAUGGCGACAGUCUCACUCCCAAUAUGCUUCUUGCUUGUGACCAUUUUAUCUCCCCUCGUUUUCCAAUCCUUCGCCUUUGAUCCUGAAAAUCCAACCGAUCGACGAAUCCUCGUCAUUUUGGACGAUUCAUCUCUCAAAUCUUCUCACUCCAUUUUCUUCCAAUCUCUUCAAUCUCGUGGAUACAACCUCGAAUUCAAGCUUGCAGAUGAUCGCAAAAUCUCUCUUCAACGCUAUGGACAUUACUUAUACGAUGGUGUCAUUCUAUUUUCUCCUUCUGCUGAUAGUAUUGGAGACGGAUCGUUGAAGUUGGAUGAUAUUUUGGACUUUGUUGACUCUGGCCAUGACUUGAUUCUUGCUGCUAAUGUCAAUGCUUCUAAUUUCAUUCGUAAUGUUGCUUCAGAAUGUGGUGCUGAUUUUGUGGAAGAUACGGAAGCUGUAGUUAUAGAUCACACAAGCUUUUCAGUAUCAGAAAUUGAUGGGGAUCACUCGUUAAUUGCUAGUGAUAAUUUCAUAAAAUCUGCUGCCAUAUUGGGGAAAGAGAAGAUUCAGGCUCCUGUGUUGUUUAGGGGAAUCGCACACUCUGUCAAUGCUGGUAGUAGCCUGGUAUUGAAGGCUCUCUCAGCUUCUCCAGCAGCAUAUUCUGCUAACCCAAAUUCCAUGCUUUCAAAACCUCCAGCCUUGAUUGGCACUUCCAUCUCCCUUGUUUCGGUUCUCCAGGCUAGAAACAAUGCUCGAGUUCUAAUUUCUGGAUCCUUAGAUAUGUUUAGCGACCGGUUUUUAAGGUCAAGUGUCCAAAAAAUUGGGACCUCACUGAAGUAUGAAAAAUCUGGUAAUGAACAAUAUUUAAUGGAGUUGAGUAAAUGGAUAUUUCAUGAGAGAGGUCAUUUAAAAGCUAUCAAUGUCAAACAUCAUAAAUUUGGGGAAUCAAAUGAACCUUCCAUCUAUCGCAUCAAUGAUGAGCUGGAAUACUCUGUAGAGAUAUAUGAGUGGUCUGGAACUAAUUGGGAGCCUUAUGUAGCCGAUGAUGUACAAGUAGAAUUCUACAUGAUGAGCCCCUACGUAUUGAAGACCUUAUCCAAUGAUAAGAGGGGUUUAUAUCAUACAUCAUUUAGGGUCCCAGAUGUUUAUGGGGUUUUCCAAUUCAAGAUUGAGUAUCAGAGACUUGGUUAUACAAGCUUGUCUAUUUCAAAACAGAUUCCAGUACGACCAUUCAAGCAUGACGAAUAUGAAAGAUUUAUACCAGUGGCUUUUCCUUAUUAUGGAGCUUCUUUUUCAACGAUGACCGCCUUCUUUAUCUUCAGUGUUCUUUACCUGUAUCACAAGUAGAGGCCCUUCUGUAUACUGUUUGUGCUGUGAGGAUUAAUUCGCAAUACUGCAUACUAUUUGUGCUGUGAGGAUUUCUUCGCAAUCCUCUCACCUUCCGUUGCAUCAACAUGAUGUUUUAGGUAAUUACAGGGCUAGGCAGAAUUAUCUGUAUAGCCAAGGUCCCUAGAAAUAGUUGAUCCAAGAAACAUCUGAAGAUAACUGUUUAAAGAGGCUGUAUUAAUGAAUGCAAGGAUUUUGUUAUGCUGUUAAGCUGGGUUGUUGACUUUAUUAUGUACUUCUAUUACUUCCUCUGUCCCUCUCAGUUGCAUCACUUUUCAUAUUAGUUUGUUCCACUUAUUUUGUGCC
Amaranthus tricolor (Joseph's coat) is the source of this 1788-nucleotide messenger RNA. RefSeq names its product dolichyl-diphosphooligosaccharide--protein glycosyltransferase 48 kDa subunit-like. Gene Ontology annotation, cellular component: endoplasmic reticulum membrane; oligosaccharyltransferase complex. The record is from RefSeq and is a predicted model, not a curated record. The transcript is spliced from 13 exons. Bases 91 to 1443 code for a protein of 450 amino acids. Lineage: Eukaryota; Viridiplantae; Streptophyta; Magnoliopsida; Caryophyllales; Amaranthaceae.